UUUCCCUUUAAUUUUGCUGUUCUUUGUUUCUCUAUGAUGCCGAAUACCGCUUUAUCGUCCACCCAUCCCACCGCCACCGUCGAUCCCACAUCGUUAUUGGGUAAACGAAUAGAUCACAAAACCAUUGGGCUCGUGUCGAUCCUUGGUAUCGGCGCCUACGGUGUUGUUUACCUUGGUCGUCAUAUCUACACCGGUCGACCUUAUGCCGUAAAAUUGCUAGCCAGCAAUAAAACCACCCAGCAAGAAAUCGAACUUCAUUCUCGACUGUCCAGUCACAUCAAUGUCUUAUCUUUCGACAAGGUGGUUCGUGAUGGAAGCAUGACGUUUUUAGUUUUGGAAUACGCCCCUGAAGGCGACCUUUUUGCCGCCAUUGUUCACCCGACUCAUGGGUUGGCUGGUAACAAUCGAGCGAUUCGACAUAUCUUCCUUCAAAUUAUCGAUGCCGUACAACACUGCCACCAACACGGAAUUGCUCACCGCGAUCUCAAACCGGAGAACAUUCUCAUGUUUCCAAACUGGCAAGUGAAGCUUGCCGACUUUGGGUUAGCCACGUCACAGCUGGUUUCUGCAGAAUUUGGCUGUGGAUCUUCCUUUUACUUUUCUCCUGAAUGUCAGGGUGGGAUGAUACGUGGUCAUCAGCGUAUUCGCGGUUACAGUACACAACAGAAUGAUAUCUGGAGUUUAGGUGUUAUCCUGAUUAAUUUUACGACUGGACGAAAUCCUUGGAGACGAGCCAAUAUGCAGGAUACCACCUUUGCAGCCUACGUUCGCAACCCACAUUGUUUCUUCAAAAAGAUAUUACCCUGCAUCUCUGACGAACUCGACAGCAUUUUAUCGCGCAUCUUUUGCCUGGAUCCGGCCCUUCGUAUAUCACUGCCUGAACUUCGGUUACGCAUUCUUCACUGUCGUUCAUUUACUCGUGAGGAACAACAGCUGUUGACCGAACUACCUCGCCCUAUCCGAUCAUCGCCUAAAACCACGAAGACCAUGCAUCCAGCGCUACCGUCCAUGGAAUACACGCAUUCCACUGCGCAAGCCAUGCUUCACUACGUUGGCGAUUACACUGAUGAAAUCGAGCAUGCAACCACCGUUUCUCCUUGUCCAGUCAAACCCUGUAUUGCAUCGCCGACAGCUGCCGUGGGUUUGCGUGGAUUCAAAAUUCACAGUUCCACGCAACCUCGCCGGUCUUCAGUGCAAGCCGUUCCUCCACCAGCAUUCCCACCACCAUCCUCACGUUUACCCCCUGUGCCUGUGCCUGCCCCUGUUACGCCGCCCACACCCGCUUCCUACUCCUCUUCAUCCUGCUCCUCGUUGUCUUCCAUCGACUCAGCCGAUUACCCCCACAGUGUCGCUUCAACCCGAAAUAAGCAUCAAGAUACGGCAGUGGAGAUUGCCAUCCAUCAUUUUCCUCUAAUGAACUUUAUUCACUCAUAAUCAACUACUAUUUACCACUAUUAUUCUAAUGUCACAUCUUCUGUUUAGGAGAAUUGCUACUUUUUUUUUUGUUUCUAUUUGUAUAUUAUCAUACCACAUACUCAAAAAUGCAUCGUACAUACUAAAAGUUUCAAAAAGGAACAAGAUUAAAGUUUACCACAAUUUUCGGCUUGUUUGUUAUCAAG
Radiomyces spectabilis is the source of this 1619-nucleotide messenger RNA. Its product is annotated as kinase-like domain-containing protein. Lineage: Eukaryota; Fungi; Mucoromycota; Mucoromycetes; Mucorales; Radiomycetaceae. Gene Ontology annotation, biological process: intracellular signal transduction; protein phosphorylation. The record is from RefSeq and is a predicted model, not a curated record. Gene Ontology annotation, molecular function: ATP binding; protein serine/threonine kinase activity. The coding region runs from base 34 to 1434 and encodes 466 amino acids. The transcript has 2 exons.